AUGACGGGCGGUUUCCCAGCUGUCUGCUUUCCACUUCCAUGUUGCCAGCUGAGUGUCAAGGAACCGUCAACACUUAGCGCAGCUGGCCCGAAUGAGGGCACGUCACCUCGUCAGCAGGGGCAGCAGCCCAGGGGCACCUCCACUGCAGAUGGGAGGCAGGUGCAGCGCGUCGAGCCUCCUUGGAUUCGCCAGGAAAGGCUUCAGCACUCAGGAUUGCGCUUCUCCCUCGGCUUCCUCAGCAACAAAAACACACGUCGCCUUCAUUUCCACCUCAGUACAGACUGUACAGUACCAAUUUCAGAUGGAAAGGUGUAUUCCUGCUAG
Neurospora tetrasperma FGSC 2508 is the source of this 324-nucleotide messenger RNA. RefSeq lists its product as uncharacterized. The transcript has a single exon. The record is from RefSeq and is a predicted model, not a curated record. Lineage: Eukaryota; Fungi; Ascomycota; Sordariomycetes; Sordariales; Sordariaceae. Bases 1 to 324 code for a protein of 107 amino acids.